Molecule: messenger RNA, 4360 nt
Organism: Alosa alosa (allis shad)
Lineage: Eukaryota; Metazoa; Chordata; Actinopteri; Clupeiformes; Clupeidae
Gene: mdfic
Product: MyoD family inhibitor domain containing
Exons: 5
Coding region: 301-1065 (254 amino acids)
Source: RefSeq, a predicted model, not a curated record
CGAAGUAGCAAAACCAGCGUGAGCGGUGGAACAUAGUCGCCGUGAUUAUUUUAAGCACUUCUUGAGAAAGCACAACUUGUGGAAUUUAGGAUUUAUUGUCAUUAACUUUUUGUUUCUCAAAGUCUUGGCAACAUAACUCAAGACACUCGUGAAGAGAACGGAGUGUUUCAGUUUGAAGAGGAUGGGAAUAACUCAAGCCUGAAGCAAGGGAGUUGACAUGUUUGAAAGGGUUGACGGGUGAUAACUACAAAGGGGAGAAAAUUUCGUGUGUGUACAGUGUCUGGACAAGGAGGCUGUCUCAUGUCCGCGGAGACAGUGUUACCUCCGGAAGGGCCUGUAGGGCCAGAGACUGACCCGCAACAGGAGACGAGUCGUCUUCUACCCAGCUCCACUCAAGGCGGUGCAUGCAACAAUGACAGUUGUGAAUCACCAGACGCCACAUCUACAACCAAAACUCGGUCUCCGGGGGAACCACAGUCCAGCGCAACGCUGGAGCAUGUGACAGGAGGAGGCCACACCCAUGAGAACCUUGUCAGAACUCAGCCUCGGCCCCUGCCUCCCCUGAGCACCUCGUCGUCCUGUGAGGGAGACCCCGCCAGGCUUCAGAAUGGCCUGCCAGUCGCCAUGGGCAACGGUCAUGGCGGGGCGCGGCCGGGCGCCACGGCUGCUGUGGAGCCCCGGAAGCAGCAUAUGUCGCCCGUCUCGCAGAAGAUGCAGCGGAAGCUCCGCUCCAGCCUGUCUGUCAACUCGGACAGCAGCCGGAAAAGCAAAGGCAGCUCCACCGGAUCACACAAGCCUGGCUCGUCACCAGAAGACUGCUGUGUGCACUGCAUCCUGGCGUGCCUGUUCUGUGAGUUCCUGACACUGUGCAACAUGGUGGUGGCGCAGGCGUCGUGCGGCACGUGCACCUCGGAGGCCUGCUGCUGCUGCUGCUGUGCCGACGACCUGGGCGACGACUGCAACUGCCCCUGCGACAUGGACUGCGGCAUCAUGGAUGCCUGCUGCGAGUCCUCCGACUGUCUGGAGAUAUGCAUGGAGUGCUGCGGCAUCUGCUUCCCCACAUAAGAAGAGCGGGUGCUUGCUUGCUCUGGGGGCAAAUGGAGAUAUGCCCCUCUUACUUCACACGCACAUAUGAACACACACACACACACACACACACACACACACACACACACACACACAUACACACAAACACCAACUGACUCAACCAUUGACUACAACAGGAGGAAGAGACACAUGGGAGAAAUCUGAGACAGAGUGUGUGAACACAUAGGUGUGCUUAUAUGACUUUAUUCAUGGAUGUGUGUGUGUGUGUGUGUGUGUGUGUGAGAGAGAGAGAAGGGGUUGGAAUUGGUCACAAUUUUUCAUUUACAAAACCAUCUUUUCAGGCCAUUGAAAAACAUCUCCCAAUUCUCUCUUCCAUCAGUCAAGCCAUCCAAAGAAAGACUAAACUGAUACAUGAUAUCAUAGUAUACUCAAAGUAUAGGAAUAACACAUAAAAGUUACAUUUAAUGCUGUACAUGUACAUCAAAAAUAUGCUAUGUUAUGCUUAAUACCUUAUAUUGCUUUACAUUCAGUUCUUUUGCUGUCGUUUCAACUGAAUCAUUUCAAGAAGUUUUACCGAUUCUACCUGCAUUGCCAAAGGACUCCCAUGGAACCUUUGUUUUGUUAUGAAAUCUGUUAUAUUCAGUAGUUCGCUUACUUACAAUAGAGGACCUAAGUUAAAACUGUCUUUUCCUGAAUGACAUGGUCACGGACUGUUGACUGGUCACCUUAAGGAAUUUGUGGCCAUGAAGGCCUGCUCCUUAGCAUUGAUGGCUUUGAAGUCAUCACCUUGAUGACCUCAUCGUUGGGCUGUUUCUAAAGCAGAAAUCAGUCUUGUCUAAUGAGAUUUUGUCAAACUACUUUUAAGUCUACUGUAAGCUUUCAAUAUUUUGGUCAUAGCCAGCAUCAAACUGGUGCCCAAUUGUGGACUUCACAAGCAAUCUUUUAUGCCAGAUAAUUCAGCAUCACCAACACUAUACUGUAUGUUAUGAGCCCAAUUCUUCUGCAGUUAUUCUCUGUACUGAUUUCAAAUUCUGGCCGAAUGACUCAAUGAGAUAAUAACCCUAUUGAUGUCUUUUGCGUGGACAUAUGGUCCCUUUUUAAUAAUUUCUUAGCAGUUUACUUAACAAUAUUUUAUUUUCCUUCAGUUGUCUUGCCUAUAUAUGUUUUUUGUUUAACCCACAGUCAUCAAAAGGUUUUAUAGGGGUUAAACACAAUUCUUAUGUGUUAAUAGUUUGUAAUGCACUUUAACCUGCAGUAUUAAAAUGUUUGUAAUGCUAUCCAAAAAAGGUGGAUGCAAACUCAAAAAGAAUUAAUGUGUUCUCAUACCUGACGAAGAGGUGACCUAUAGUCAGAUGCUAGUACAUAUUUGAUUAGAAUAUUCUAGCAUAUCGAGGUGAAUCAGUGUAGUUUAAAUAUAACCCAGUCAUUAGAUACUAGAUUUAAACCAGAGAAAGAUCAGUAUUUUUGUAUUUUUCUAAUUCCAUCUACUAUCUCCUUUAGAAAGAAACUAUUCAAGGAAAUCACCUUCGACAAAGAGUUCUAGGUUUUUUCUUCACUCUCUUUGGUGUAAUUUAUUGCAUUUUUGUUAACUGUCAAGGUUUACAUGCUCACUAGUCAACAAGAACGAAAAACAAAGCAUUCAGGUGAUUCUAGUUGCGUAACUGACAUCCAUAUGCCACUACAUAGAGUAGAUAUGGCACCCCUGCCUCUCUCACUAAUGAAAUGCUUUUGGCAGACAUGUGCACAGGAAGAAGUGGUUAGGCAAUUAAUGAAUGGUGAUGGAGGCAGAUGAGCUCGCAAUUCUGUGCAUUUUUAUGGCAAUUUCAUUUUCAUAUGCAAGAUAUGUGAAAUCCUCUGCAAUUUCAUGGAAACGGAUUCCAUAGAACCUUGUUACUGAAGAAUGGGAAUGACUGACUGGUCUUGAAUCAUUACCGCAAUGCCAAUCAUUUUAGUGAAACUUUUUUUUUUAAAGUCAGAAAUCAUCCUUGCUGUGGACAAUGUCACUUCCUAAAAAAGUCUCAGUGGAUCCAUUAUAAUAUGGUCAUCCAUUCCCUGUAGUAAAUGUUUAAAUAAUGGCAGACACUAACUCUUCCUCUGUAAGCUUAGCUGAGUCUGUAUUCCUAUUCUGUCUUUUAAGUGUCGGAAAGUUUUUUGUUUACGUUAAGUGCAUUUACUGGAUCAUCCCAAAGAGAUGCCUGGGGAAAUAUUGGAAUUAGAUCUAUUUCUUUUACCAGACACAUUGUUAUAUUGUUGAAAUGUUCAAAUACAGCACCUGAUGGAACUGACCUGACCUGAUGGAGGGAAAAAAACAAUAAGAGGGUGACUCUGGAAACCUAUUCAAUACAGGGUGAAUAUAACAGAUUUUUUAUAGUGAAUAGCAUACUGUCAAUAUAGUCAUUUGUUGACAUUGUGAAAAUAUUUGUUUGAUUACGUUAUAUUUUUGGACUGAGUUUUAGAGCUUUUUUUUCUCUAGAUCUUUUUGGGUGUACUCUAAGGUGAUGCAGACGUUUCUAGCAAGUCAUCACAUCUGUUUCAUCAGCCAUGUAAUGUGCCAUGCACUUGGGAGAAAACAUUAGUAUUUUUAGUGGUGCUCUGUCUUCCUCUGUCAUAUCUGCUCUCUGUUGUGCAGUGAGUCAGAACCUAAUACACCUGACCUUAUUCAGGUAAGCAAGAUUGGAUUCAGGACACACACAAAAAAAUCAUGCACUUCUAAAGACAUUUUUGAGUUCCCCUGUUGGAGAGAUCUUUUAGUUGCAAUUGAAAACUCGCUGAAGGGUUAUUUCAAGAAACUUUCUGACUUAAGUGGCAUUUGGUGUUUAUCCUUUUUUGAAAUGUAUUACACCCUUCAGACUCAAGAUUCCAGAGUAUUUUUUGCAAACAAUCUAAGUCUGAGUGCAGUCAAACAGUGUACUGUAGUUGCAGAAUUUUGGACUGAGAAAGUUCAUGUUUUUGUGAGUUUAGAGUUUGUUUUUUUAUCACUGAGAGGAGAUAUUUAAGAGGAAGGCUAAUCACCUCUGGUUUGAUUGAUUAAUUCAUUACAACUCAAAAGAGUCCUACUGGAAACCAUAGGAGGUGCCGCUGGCAGAGAAAUACUCAACAGGAAUAAUGUGAAGAAUUGUUUUUUUUUUUUUUUUUUUUUUUCCAGAGCAUGGUUAUUUAGUAGUACAUGUAUUUAUCUACUUUUAUCUCUCUCCCCAAAAGUAAGGUAUAGUUUAUUCUCUGCACAAUUCAUUUCCUCAGCAUACUGUAUAUUAACCCUGUUGUCCAUGAAGUAGAUCACUAAGGUCUUAAUAAAUCUUGAGAAUACAUGUAA